AUGACUGCAGUUGAUCUAAUCAACCUUUCUCCUUCAGCUCUUUUGAAUGGUGAUGUCCCAAAUAAGUUCUGGUCAGAAAAAAACGUUUCCUACAAUCAUCUAAAAGUGUUUGGUUGUAAAGCUUUUGUUCAUGUUCCUAAAGACAUGAGAUCUAAGCUAGAAGCAAAGUCGAAAGAAUGUAUCUUUGUUAGAUAUGGGAAUGAAGAAUUCGGUUACAGGUUAUGGGAUCCUGUGGCUAGAAAGAUUAUUAGAAGUAGAGAUGUUGUCUUAUUUGAAGAUCAAAACAUUGAAGACAUUCGAAGAUGUGGUAAACCUAAUAAUCCUAGAGAAUAUCCAGCUAACUUGGAUCCAAUUCCUCCUCCAUUGGAGCACAAUGACGGGCAAGAUAAAUCCAAUGAUACUGAUGAUCUUAUUAUUAAUGAACCAAUUGAUGAUGACGUGAGUGAUGGUCAUACAACUAAUGGUAUAGUAGAUAAUGUAGCUUAUGAGGGGCAAGAAGCACAAGCCCAUUAA
This is a messenger RNA of Prunus armeniaca (apricot), 513 nucleotides long. The record is from the annotation of a GenBank genome assembly. Lineage: Eukaryota; Viridiplantae; Streptophyta; Magnoliopsida; Rosales; Rosaceae.